This is a messenger RNA of Cladocopium goreaui, 615 nucleotides long. The record is from the annotation of a GenBank genome assembly. NCBI's taxonomy places the organism in Eukaryota, Dinophyceae, Suessiales, Symbiodiniaceae.
AUGUGUUCCCUUGCCUGUGUCUUCCUGACCGACACUAAGUCGGGUCUCGGACAACAUAUUGAGGACCCUGAGCAACCUGAUGAAUGCUAUUGCAAAGCUCUAUAUGGUAGCUUGCCAGCUGAAACAUAUCUGAGUGAAGUGGAUGCAACCUCUGUAGACCAGAAGCAGCUUGCUUUCCAAAGAGCUGAUUCAAAAGCUAUGAGACAAGUCUUGCUGACCAAGUAUGCCCAUACGACCCGUCUCGAAUGGGAGAGACAGAAGGCUGAAGGGAUAGAAGAGGCCUACCGACGCUGGCAGGAGAACGAUGGACGCGCGCCGUGGGGUUGUGCCUGCUUCCACAAGUGGAAGGAGAAUGUUGACCAAGCGCUUCAGCAGAACCAGUCCCUCCAUGUCUACUUCGAGGGCCGAGUUGGAGCCGGCAAGGUUGCUUGGGAUCAGCUUGUUGAAGAGGUCAGAAAAGCAGCAGUAGAACACAGGGGGCUGGGAAAUUCACAAACAGAAGUGGCGUACUUGGACAAGCUCCAGCUGCCUUACGUGGAGCAUGAUGUCAUGGACUUUCGUUCCUUCAUUCAGGACCCCGUCACAAUUCUGGAAGAGACCGUUAUCUCCAUAUAG